Alternaria ethzedia is the source of this 3066-nucleotide messenger RNA. RefSeq lists its product as uncharacterized. The record is from RefSeq and is a predicted model, not a curated record. The transcript is spliced from 2 exons. Bases 1 to 3066 code for a protein of 1021 amino acids. NCBI's taxonomy places the organism in Eukaryota, Fungi, Ascomycota, Dothideomycetes, Pleosporales, Pleosporaceae.
AUGAGUGCUCCACCAACGAUACCUCCACGCCCAGCGCGGGCCCAGAACAGCUCUUCUCCUGCGCAGGGUACCCAUAUGGAUGUUCCCAAGAUCCCCCCACGCCCGAAGCGCGGUGUCGAACGCUCCGUCUCUCCCGCUGGAGACAGAUACGCCCGCUCCCCGCUCAACGACCCGACCUACGUACACGGUGGACCGCCUAGAGAGGGCGGUCGCCUCAGCACCGAUCUGCCCUCCCGCCCACCGAGCGUGUCCAUGCCCUCUCUCGGAGAAGAAGGCAAUGAAUACGCCAGCUUCGAAGACCUGUCAAAGACCCUCACACCGGAGAACCAGGGCGGCUCUCCACAACAUAUGAAGAACGUGGCAGGAGACUUGCCUCUGCAUGCUCCUACAGCCUCGGUCCCAAGCUCAACCGCCAAAAGUAGGAUCCAGGCGGUGACGCGGACCGAUUCACAGACAGCGCUCGCUGCUGGCGUCGGCUCGCAGCUGUCCGUCGACGAUAGGGUCUCUCAGGCCAAGACUGGACGUUCAGGAUCUUCCGCUGGAUCGCGCCCCAGCUCGCUCUACAACGACAAGGACGAGCAUGGCAUUCCUGAAAUUGGUGUUCAGGUACCCAUGUUCCGAAAUGCUGGAGACGUUCAAGCUCCCAGCCCUUCGCCCUACGCGCAACAGCCCGGAGCGCAAGGAAUAGGUUUCCACCAGAAGGCCGGUAGUCGCCAUCACGGGCGCACCAAGAGCGGCCGUGAAAUCUUCCACGGGCCUCCUGGCAGCUACGGCAUGCACGGCCACGGCAAGAUCUCAACAGACGACUUUGAGCAGAAGUGGUACGAAAAGCACCCGGACGAUCUGAAGCGCGAGAAGGCCGGCGAGUACGGUCCUCACAUCCAGGAGAACAGGAAGGAUUACCACUGGCGUGCCGAUAACCUCGACAAGCUGGUACACACUAGGGCUCAGGAUGUUGGGAUGGGUACGAGUCGGGAUGCAGUCAGUACACCCGACGAACAGAUUGGCUACAGGGCCACAGAGGAAUAUGCUUCGCGCAUGGCCUCUCCUCGACCACAAUCAUCGGGUCGCCCUGCUUCAAUCAAGGGCGGCUACGUCGACUCACCCCUCCGUAACGAAGCGGGCCAAGAGGUCAAUGACAAAGGCGAGGUCAUCCACAUCGACCCUCCUGCGCAUCGCUCCAGCAAGGUUCACGGCGGAGGCUACGAUCCACCAACCGAAGACCUUGGCCCCGAGGGCGGAAACACAGCUGAGAAAGGUGGAUGGGUUACUGAGCGCGGAUAUGGCACGCCCAUUCUAGCUUCCGAUGAGCUGAAGAAACACCCAGACGCCGAAUGGAGACAGCCUGCUGUAUCGCCUGAAAUGGAGCGCCAUGGCAACGAAUACACGCUCAAUGAAGAUGGCAACCCGCAAUAUGUCACAAAGCCGCGCACGCACAGCAGGAGCUCGAGUCGGAACAACAGCACGCAGCAGCAACGUGUCAUUCCCAGCCCAGCACAAUACGAUCGUGGCAGUACUCCACUAGAAUCGCACAAGGAGUAUGAGCCCCUGUUUCCGGAGGAUGAGGAGGACACCAAGAAGCCCAAAUCUCAGGUCGACAAGCUCAAGCGUCCCAGUGUCGCCCGACACCACUUUCCCAGUCAAGAUGUCUGGGAGGAUACCCCUGGCAGCUUACAGCUCGAAACUACUGUUGAUACUCCUCAAGAGCCAGAAGAGCCAAAGACUGCUGGUGGUAACGAUAGCGUGAGUCCUGCGAAGGUCUUUGAAGACCCGAACACCGAGGAGCAGCGUAAGACUCAGAUCAACAAGGAAGAUCAGAAGUCUUUUCUCCCCGACCACACUAGACAGUUCGCCGCAGACAACAAGAUCCUCGGAAAAGUACGUGACGAGACCAUGGGCCGCCCUGGAAUGCAGCAACGCUUCCCAAGUCAAGAUAUCUGGGAGGAUGCACCAUCCCACGGAUUAUACGAGACUACUGUUAGCACACCUCAGAUGGAGGAUACGAAUGAGUAUGCCGACGACUCCCCAAUUGACCAAAAGCCCCCGGUGCCGGCUCGCCCCAGUAUUCCGGCACGACCAGCCAAGAGGGAACCAUCUGCCGAUGACAAGAAAGCACCCAUUAUCCCAGACCGACCGAAGCCACAGAUACCUGCACGCCCAAGCAAGCCAUCUACUGGCUCAGCGGAGAAGGUUCCAACUGUCGACUCGCAGACUGGCGAGAACGACUCCCCCCAGACGAAGGCGAAACCGCCCGUUCCCGCCCGACCUGCUGGCUCGAAGAUUGCGGCUCUCCAGGCUGGUUUCCUGAAAGACCUCAACAGCAAACUUGGAGUUGGCCCUCAUCCACCGCCUAAGGUGCGUGAACCCGAGGAAGAAGAAGAGGCGCAAAGAGAAACAGCACCACUUCCAGAUGCUCGCAAGGGUAGGGCCAAGGGUCCGCAACGAAGGAAGCCUGCUGCAUCUCCGUCACCCGCUGCUGCCGCUACUGUUACUGCUGAAGUUGCUGUACCAAGGCAGUCGUUGAGUUUCGGCCCUGUGACACACGUCUGGAGUUUUGGACAGGAUGGUAAUCUUGAGGUGCCUGCUGCAAAGAUGGCAGCUCAGAUUCAGCAGUCACUCAGUGCUUCGACCAAGACGGCCGAACCUACUCUCACUGAGGGUGAAGCGGGUCGGAAUGUUGCAGCAGAACCAAAAGAGCCCGAGCUUGCACAGAUUACGUCAAAGGAGGAGAGUGAGUCUACUUCAGCGACCGAAGCGGUCAAGGAGAAAGCUCCAUCAACUCUUGAGCAAGCCACUUCUCAAGUGUCGGAAGCGUUCGGAUCAGUUGCUUCCAAGGUAUCAUCUGCCCUCUCGCCAGAAGAACCCUUAGUCUCCAAAACUGCACCCGGUUCUACCGAUGCGCCCGGUGCAUUCCCUGGUUCUGGUCCGGACCUAGACAACGAGGCUGAUGUGAAGGGUGCACCUUUGGAGCAAAAGCAAUCUCAGGACAAGCCCGUCAGUGUUUCCGCUGAGGAGAAGAAGGUUGAUGAAACUACCUCGCUGAAGGAGGGUGAGAGUUCCUUGUAG